CCGGGCCGCCCGGGCGGGGCCCGAGCGGGGCCGUGGACUUGGGCUGUCCGCCCGCUGCUCCGCUGCCGGCCACGUCCCGCGCCGGCUCGCGGGCGCUUCCCCGUCCCAGCCUGCCGCGCCCGGAUGCGUGGGCCCGCGUGGCCGCCCGCCCAUCCCCGCGUGUCCUGCGUGCCAUGGCCUGGGCGAGCCCCUCCCAGCCCUCCGCCCGCAGCGCCCGCCCUCGCCUGCCCGCCACGUGCCCGGGCCCAGCCCACCGCCCUUCCCGGAGGAGGAGGCCGGCCCAGGAGCGCGCCCUGAGCAGCCGCCUCUGCGCAGGUCCCUCGGCCGGGCCUCGGGAGUCGCACGAGCCUGAGCAGCAGUCGGCCGGUCACCCCGGCACCGCAGGGCCUUCGCCACCUGCAAGAUGUGGACGGCGCUGGUGCUUGUCGGGGUUUCCUUCCUGACCUUCUCCGAGAGCCAGGAGCUGCCCCUGACGCCGUCAGCCAAAAAUGUCUCCCUGGACACUGGGCAGCCCAAUGCCACGGACUUGGGACACGCCAAAAACACAUCACCUGCAAAUGUCUCCCUGGGUGCUGGACACACCAACGCCAUGGACUCUGGAUACACCAACGCCACGGACUCUGGACAGACCAAUGCCACGGACUCUGGACACGCCAACGCCAUGGACUCUGGACAGACCAAUGCCACGGACUCUGGACACGCCAACGCCAUGGACUCUGGACAGACCAAUGCCACGAAUUCUGCACACACCAAUGCCACGAAUUCUGCACACACCAACGCCACGGACUCUGGACAGACCAAUGCCACGAAUUCUGCACACACCAACGCCACGGACUCUGGACAUGCCAACGCCACGGACUCUGGACACGCCAAUGCCACAUCUCCCACACAGAUGGUGGAGGCGGCCUCUUCCAUCCCGCCAGCACUUCACACCUCGGCCCCCACGCCCAAGGCGCCUGCGGUCACAUCUCCCAGGUCACACGGAACAGACGCGGGCCCCUCGGCAGCCACAGGAGGUGGCCCUCAGCCCACGUCCCCCAAGGUGCCCACGCCCCCCAGCUCGGCGUCAGCCCCGCGAACCCUGGCUUCCACCGCCGUCCCUGGCACCCCUGGGCCAGCCAUGAGCAGCCACCCGCCAUCCCACGGGACAGCUCUGACCUCACAUACCCUGAGUGUCCCCGAGUCCCCCGGUGCAAAGACCAGUGCCACCACCGCCCCCUCGGGCACGCCCGCCACGUCCCCGCACACCCCUGCCAGCUCCCCAGCUUCUAACGCACCCACACAGGCCACCCCCCCCAGGACCACAGCCACCCCCUCCGGCACGUCACUGGAGCCCGCGACCCCCACUGCGGCUCCCGGGACCCCCACAGCAGGGACCACCCGCAGGGCUCCGGCCCCGACGCCAGCCACCAGCACUGCACCAGCGCCUUCUGCCAGCCCGGGCUCCAGCCGCCCGGGUCACGUGACGCAGCCAAGCCCUGUGCCACCCACAGCCCCGACCACCGAGCCACCCAGACCUGAGGCCACCACUGGCCCCACGCCAGGGCACUCAGGGGGCCCCCAGGUGCCAACCACAGAGGCGUGCCCGCCCAGCUCCCCGGGCCCGUACCUGGUCACCCCCGAGCCCCUGGCGCCCACCCCCGUCAGCAGAAGCUUCCUUCUGGCGGCGCUGGUGCUGGGCGUGACGCUCCUGCUGACCGUGGUGGUGCUGCUGGCGCUGCAGGCCUACGAGAGCUACAAGAAGAAGGACUACACGCAGGUGGACUAUCUCAUCAACGGCAUGUACGCCGACGCCGAGAUGUGAGGCCAGCCAGCACCGAGACGGGGGCCCGCGCCCGCACUGCACCUCGCUGAGAUGUGGGCCCGUGCCUGGCACUGCACGUCGCCGAGACGGGGUCCCGUGCCCGGCACUGCACCUUGCCGAGAUGUGGGCCUGUGCCUGGCACUGCACCUCACCAAGAUGUGGGCUUGUGCCUGGCACUGCACCUCACCAAGACGUGGGCUUGUGCCUGACACUGCACCUCGCCAAGACAUGGGUCCUUGCCCGGCACUGCACCUCGCCGAGACGUGGGCCCCACGCGCUUCCCCGGCCUCCCAGCUCCACACUUGCUCGCCGGCAGACGCGGCCCGGAGGCUCAAGACUCGCCAUGUUUUUCAUAUUUAUUUUUAUAGCCGAUCGUGAUGGCGCAGGCGGCUGCCCUGCCGCGGGGGCCGGGGGGACCCUGGCCGGAAUUAAAGCCAUGAGCGCUUCCU
Molecule: messenger RNA, 2253 nt
Organism: Sorex araneus (European shrew)
Lineage: Eukaryota; Metazoa; Chordata; Mammalia; Eulipotyphla; Soricidae
Gene: C6H11orf24
Product: chromosome 6 C11orf24 homolog
Exons: 4
Coding region: 404-1804 (466 amino acids)
Source: RefSeq, a predicted model, not a curated record